GUGUGGUUUCGCGGAGUGUAGUUGUAGUUUGUAGAGGGCAAAGGAAGCCUCACCACCAUAGCCGAGGAGCCACCACCUCCGACUCACUCUGUUUAGUUUAGUAGGAAAAACGAUAACAGAUCUCAGUCUGUUUGGAAUGCUUCGCGUAGCAUCGUGGGCUUGAAUUCUUCUUCAUUCAUGCCACAUUUUUAGUUUCAAUCGUCGCUGCGGUUUAGCGUCGGCUCUUGGCCGGAUUUUGAGGUUCGCUCCUUUGGUGAUAUAGCACUUGUGUUUGUCGGCGGAGACCCUUUGAACCAUGAAGGUGGACGAGUGCGAGCGGAUUUGCAAGAGGAUUUCGCGGGGGGUAGUGUAUUGGGCUUCUGAGUUGGUUGGUAGCCUGCUGUAGGAGGUGUGUUUGUGGAUGUGGAGGUGUUUGCCACAACUGCACGAUUGGUGUCAGAAGCUCCGUUGGUUGAUUUUCUGAACGCCCUUGCCUUGUGUCAGAUAAAAUAGUUUCUGAGGGAUGGAGGAAAUUCUUCAUGGUUCACGAUCAGCAGCGGCACCCCGGACAAUUACUACCUUAGCAAAUGUGGCAAAGGGUUCUCACUUGGGCGGCAUCCCGCGACGUAUGGUCUUGACUACAGUGGGAGCUAUAACUAAGUUUUAUGGCAUCCUUCUAAACAACACCAAGGUGCAUAAUGGGGACACACUGUUGUCGCUGGUGAAGUCACGCCCACCUGGUACUCCUCUCGUGACUGUCAGUAACCACAUGUCGACGCUGGACGAUCCCCUGAUGUGGGGGAUCCGAGGCUUACCUCUGGCAGAUCCAAAGCGAUGUCGAUGGACAUUAGCUGCCGAGGAUAUAUGCUUCACAAACGUGUUUUUCUCGUAUUUUUUCCGCCUGGGCAAGUGCAUACCAAUUACAAGGGGUGCGGGCAUUUAUCAACCUCAUAUGGCUGAGGCCCUUGAGCGUCUCAACGAAGGAGAGUGGCUCAAUACAUUUCCCGAAGGCAAGGUAUGUCAAGAACUUGGGCCUCUUCGGCGACUGAAAUGGGGUACAGCGAGUCUGAUCGCUCGGGCUAAGGUUUCUCCUAUUUUAUUACCCAUUGGUCACAGCGGGUUUGAAAAGGUAAUGCCCGAAAAUUACUGGAAUGGGCGUCGGCCUCUUCUUCCUCUGGUCAACAAAAAUGUAGACAUUGUUGUUGGAGAGCCUAUGGUGUUCGACAUUCCACGCCUGAAGCAGGCUGCCGUCGAUUUGGCGAGUGCAUCUGUAGAUGUGGCUUCCAGUGGCAGUGUUUCAAGUGAAGCUGAUGACAGAAAGUUCCCACUCCUUGGGAGCAGUAUGAAGAAUCCCAAUCCCCUAACCAAAGGAAUUACAAGAUUAUCAUCUAUUCAACAAGUUGCAAAUACUUUAGAGACGAUGAAGACUAAUGGGGCAGAUGUACCUGGGCCAUUGCUAGAUGAGGCUGCAUGGAGAUGGAUAUACACGCACAUAACUGAGCACAUUUGGGUUGCAUUAAGCGAGGUAACACAGAAGGCGAGAACCAUUGGCCAAUUGCGAGCAGAUUCUUAAUGGCUUCAUUCAUUUUUUCUGUAUCCUAUUUAUAUUGUAGAUUGCAUCUGGUCAGUCAUUGAUUUGGGAGACUGAUAGCAUUAGGUGGAAUUCGUGUUGUUUGGAGUAUACAAUUGACCUGAAUAAUUCCUGAUGUAAUUUAAAAUAAUAAAGAAUGAUUACUGCAGUAAUAUUUAUCCAUUC
This is a messenger RNA of Physcomitrium patens, 1735 nucleotides long. Its product is annotated as N-acylphosphatidylethanolamine synthase. The record is from RefSeq and is a predicted model, not a curated record. NCBI's taxonomy places the organism in Eukaryota, Viridiplantae, Streptophyta, Bryopsida, Funariales, Funariaceae. Gene Ontology annotation, biological process: phospholipid metabolic process.